This is a messenger RNA of Orbicella faveolata, 915 nucleotides long. RefSeq names its product cilia- and flagella-associated protein 298-like. Gene Ontology annotation, biological process: regulation of cilium movement. The record is from RefSeq and is a predicted model, not a curated record. Lineage: Eukaryota; Metazoa; Cnidaria; Anthozoa; Scleractinia; Merulinidae.
CCUCGGUGUCUAUGGCAACGGAGCUACAAAGAAUUUUCCGCCAUCUUUGAUUGCACAUGAAAAAUCGACCUUUGCUUUUACAAUGGUAAAACUGCACUUAAAACAGGGAGACGAGAGUUUGUUCCUUUUCGAGACAACUUGUCAAGCUGAGCUUUCGGAGCUUAUACCACAACUAGUCAGAAUUCAAAAUGGAAGACUAAAAAUCGAGCGCUUGUUUUACGAAAUGGAAGAGCUUGCAAAGCAUGGAAUUACUCUUCCACCCAACAUGCAGGGUCUGACAGAAGAACAGCUCUCUGAACUUAAUCUCCAUGACGAAUGGGAGGAUGAGUGUAUUCCUACUGGAGGUGUCGUUGAAAAUAAGGAUCCCAUUGGAAGACGAAAUGGGAAAGCACCUGGUGAGAAGAUGGCAGAAGUCGUCAACCGAACAAGAAAAGAAGCAAAGGCCAAAAUUUCUAAGGUUUGUUGCAAGUCUGUUUCCAAUUGUAAGGAUUUGUCAAAUGCACAGUGUAUGUGUAAUUGGCAGCCUGGUCUGGUCAGAGUCCCAGAAAAAUUGUCAGCUAUACACUGUAACAAAAACCUCUAUUCAAUGCCACCUCUAUUAAGCGACCGCGGCCAGCUUCUUACCAUCCCAAGGGUGAUUUUGUUUUGUUUUAUACCUCUAUUAAAUGGCCAGGAAGAUUUGAAGUUGGACAUUUUUGGCCAGAUGAAGGCUUCUCUUCAAGUGCUAGAUGAAGGUGCUACCCAGUUGUGGUGGGCUGGGAAAGAGCUUCAAAGAGGAAAAAAGCUUCAAGACUUCAUUGGGAAAAAUGAGAAAACUAAACUUAUUGUCAAGAUUCAAAAGGUGAGAAAAAAAGUGUACUAGAUCUUCUCAGCUGAACCUUCCCACUGUGCAAACAGUUAGCCAGAGUGACCAAU